UCCUAGUUCAUAUGUUUUUGACGAUACUCAUGCGCGCACACGAAAAGUAUAUGGAACAAGAAGGUGUCAGUUCGAACUGUACGACAAAUUUGUUGACGACGAAAGAGAUUACACAAAUUCAACAAAAUGUGUUCCCCACAAACAAUCAAUAGUUUAAUCUCCGUCCCGACGAUUCGAAUUCAUUGUGAUCACUCACAACAACAAAAAGAAAAGAGAGAAGAAUGAUCUAGAUAUACAUCUAGCUAGUUAGGCUUUGGAUCCUCAAUAAUAUAUAUAUACAAUACAAGUAACAUGCAUGGCAAAUAGCUAUAUUUAUCUAAUAUAUUUUCUCUCUGGUGUGGAAAUCGAAUCUCGAUCCACUGCUUAUUAACACCUCAAAUCCCCCAAAUAGCUUUCUGCUGCCUCCACAGUCCACGCUUUACAAAUCUCUGCUGGUAUACUGAAACCUCACUGCUGAAAUCCGUGGGUCAAACCCAUCGGCCAGACCUCCCAGCUAGUUGACGGAGGGUAGAAGUUGGACGACACUUCCAAUUUUGGUGGGCGGCGGCGGUUCCUUCUUUUAUUGGAUCAGUGAAAACAAAGGGCGGACUGCGGUGGCGCAAAUUGCUCGUCUCCUCCGCAUUAGCCGUCUCUGUAUAUCUGAGUUGGAGCGGUGGGAUCGUGGGGAGACGGUGGCGGGGACCCACUUUCCCAGAAUCCACUAUGCCUUUUCCCCUCCCCAAAAUAAACUUUUCUUUUGCCUUUUCUUGCAUGGAACUGGAUGCAACAGCAGAUUCCCUAAAACGAACAAAUUUUCCCACCACCCUCUCUCUCUCUCUCUCUCCGUCUUCUCUUCCUUCUCUUCAUCAUCGUCUCAUUGGCAUUUUUACAUUCCCAUUUAUUGUUAUCAGGAAUACUAAUUUAUUAUCACUUUUGACUGCUCACAAAACCACACUUGAUUCUUAGUCCAUCCCUCUUUCUCUCUGUCUCUCUCUAUCGCUUUCAUUCUCUGCCGGCUUUCUUCUUCCCGAAGUUCAUUCCUUUCUCGAAUUUUAAUCAGGACCCAAGUCAAGGGGAGGGAUCGGUGCUUCUUGUCUCCUUGCUCUAAUCUCUCAACUGGGUCGGUCCUGAAAUUGGCUGAUUGGCUUUUCUCCUGCCUCCAAUUUCUCAGGUGAGCUGUCACAGGAAGGAGAGCAGAGUUUCUGUUCUGCUGUUUGCUCUCUCUUCUGAUUCUUCUUUUUGGUUAGAUUGCUCUCGCGCUUGGUGUGUGUGAAUUUUUCAUCGCUUUCAGUGUGAAAUUGUGACUGGGGUUUGAUUUGUCUCACUUGGUGGUUGGUGAUUCCGGAUUAGGUAGUGAAUGAUUUGGGGCGUUUUGUGAUUCUUCUGGACAUCGCUUUUGAAGCAGAUGUUUCCUUUUUUAUGGGAAAAUCUGAGAUUUUAGGCUUCUCGCUAUCUAGGGACUGCGGUUUAAUAAUCCCUAUAAGGAAUUGAAGUAUGAAUAUUUCCUUUUCUUCUCUGGGCAGUUGUUGGUUCUGGUUUUCCCUUUCUCUAGUCUUUGGUUUGUGAAAGUUAGCAACUUUCUAGUUUCCGAGUACAGCCGAGUGAACUUGGCUUUCUUGUUUUGUGGUUCAAAGAACUUGACUUUAGAGCUAGUUUGUACAUAAUUUAAGAAUUAAGGUCAACGUUCAAGGGUUUUUUAUUCUCUCACCUUGUCAAGGAAGAGCUUGUUCAUGGACGAACUUGCACGUUUCAGUCUUGACAGCUUGAGAAUGGUAGAAUUCAGCUCUGUCAAACUUGUUUGGUAGAAGCUUCUCUUGUUCAACAUCAUUUCUCUUCCAUAAUGUGUUCCGUUAGCCUUGCUUCAAAUCUUAGGAUUGUGUUAUUUUACUCAUAACUUCUUUCUCAAGUCUUGUUUGAUCUGGGUUGUCAAAUUAUGUCUGCAUUCAACAAAACUCAAUGAUGAUGGAAUCAUUUGGAAGGAAUUUCUGGUGUACAAGGGCAUUGGUGGAGUGUAUUGGAAAGAAAUGAGCUAGCUUUUUUAUAGUCCAGGGGGAAAUGUAAUCUAGAGAGUAUUCUCUGCGUGCGGUGAUUGAUCUUUUGAUAUUAGAUGUUCUCAUUCUUGUUUGGCUAGCCAUUUUUAUACUGUUUCAUUCAUGGGAAUGUUCUUUUUGGGGUUUCAGGAAAACGUUUGAGCUGAUUGUUUGGGCAUCCGGAAAAUGGGGGGUUCAAACUCUAAAGUAGAAGAAGACAAAGCUCUACAGCUUUGCCGCGCAAGAAAGAAGUUCGUCAGGCAAGCACUUGAUGGUAGAUGCUCCCUUGCCGCUGCUCAUAUUGCAUACAUUCAGUCCCUAAAAACUACAGGAAUCGCAUUAAGAAGAUUAGUAGAACCAGACCUUCUUCCAACUGAAUCAUCACUGUACACCUCCACUAGUGCAACGCCCGAGCCACACGUUGUAACCGAGAAGUCCUACUCACACUUCUCCCUCUCUCCAACAUCUCUAUCCCAUCCUGGGGAUGGAACAAAUGAAAACCUCUCUAGAUCCCCUACUCCCCCUAGCUCUCGUAGGUUUCAGGUUCACCAUAUGAAGUUCAAAGGCUUCCCUUCUAGAAAGGUCGAAGAGAAGCCUCCUGUUGCCGUUACAGCCACAGUGACCUCAUCAAGCACCCCACAGGAUGCAACACCACCACAGUCCGCCGAAAAGCCAGAAGCAAUACCACCCUUUGAACCUCCUCCAUCUGCUACGCCUGGAACUCCACAAUGGGAUUACUUUCAGCUUUUUCAUCCAAUCGACAAUGAGUUCUCUUUCCAAGAUGGGCAGGAAAAUGGAAAUAGUCAUGGCUUUGAGCAUGGUGAUGACAUGGCACGGCAUAGGGAGGAGGAGGGGAUUCCUGAGCUGGAAGAUGAGGAAGAAGAUAAGGGUUCAUUUCGUGGGACUGAUGAUGGAUAUGAUGACUCUGAAGAUGGAUUUGAUGAUGACCCUCCUCCCACAGAGAGACUUGUGCGGAGUUAUCAGAAUGUCAACAGGGUGCAUGAUCAUGUCAGUGCUUCGCCUACCGUGCCUUCUGCACGAAGUGUAGCUUCCGAAGGGGGGUUGUUGAAUGGGGAGAAGAGUAACUCGCCUUAUUUAUCGCCGCUAAGAACUCCUUCCUCAACUGUUGUUGCUUCAGCUGAGAAAAAGAAAACACCUGUGAAAGAAGAUCAGAAUGAGAACAAGGUUACUCCUAAGGACUUCUUUUCGAGCAUGAGAGAUAUCGAGUAUCUGUUUAUAAAGGCUUCUGAGUCUGGGAAAGAAGUUCCAAGGAUGCUCGAAGCAAAUAAAUUUCACUUCCGUCCCGUAGCUGGAACAAAAGAUAAUGGGUCAGUCGCUUCCACUUUUCUGAAGGCGUGUUUUUCUUGUGGGGAUGAUCCUACACAUGUGCCAGAAGAACCCGUCCAAGAUGCUGUGAAGUACCUGACUUGGCAUAGGACAACUUCUUCACGAUCAUCAUCAUCUAGAAAUCUUCUCGGAAUGAAUGCUAAAGAUGAUGCAGAGGAUCUCGCUGGUAAUCUCUUUGAGAAUUUCUGUAUGAUCUCUGGCAGUCAUGCUUCAACGUUGGAUAGACUGCAUGCUUGGGAGAGAAAACUUUAUGAUGAAGUAAAGGCCAGCGAAAUGGUCAGGAGGGAAUAUGACGCUAAAUGCAGGUUCUUAAGACAGCUGGAAUCGAAAAAUGAAAGUUCGUAUAGAAUCGAUAAAACCCGUGCCAAUGUUAAGGAUCUACAUUCGAGAAUCAGGGUUGCGAUUCAAAGAAUCGAUUCCAUAUCAAUGAGGAUUGAGGAAUUACGUGACAAAGAGCUUCAGCCGCAACUCGAGGAGUUGAUUGAGGGGCUAAGCCGAAUGUGGGAAGUGAUGUUCGAAUGCCACAAACUGCAGUACACAAUCAUCACCAUAGCAAACACGAACGCCAAAAUCUCCCUGCAGUCUGAAUCUCGCCGUCAGAUCACUCUCCACCUCGAAACCGAGCUCGGCUCACUGUCAUCUACAUUCACAAAGUGGAUGAAUUCCCAAAAAUCCUACCUCAAGUCCAUCAAUGACUGGUUAUUCACCUGCGUGGUGCUUCCAGAGAAAACCUCCCGGCGUAAGAAGCGAGCCCCAAACCCUUCCUCCACACUGAGACACUUUGGGGCCCCAAUCUACGCCACGUGUGGGGUAUGGCUCGACAAGCUCGAGUCUUUACCAGCCAGAGAAGUAGCCGACUCGAUAAAAGGUCUGACCACCGAGACAAGCCGGUUCAUACCUCACCAGGACAGGAAGCAAGGGAAGAAGAUGGCGACAACAACCGAGUUGCCACCAUCGUGGAAGGGCGACAACGAUAACAGGAGCGAUGACGUGGCAGCAGAUGAUGAUAAUGGCGGUCCUCGCGGUUCUGAGCGAUUCAGGUCGAGCUUGGAGGGGUUCAUCGGCCAGCUCAGUAAGUUUGCAGAGUUGUCGGUGAACAUGUAUAAAGAGGUCGAGAAGGCGAUCCAGGAUGCGAAGCAUCAGUUCGAGGUGAACUCGCAGAUGCAGACUCAAACUGGAUAGUCGGAUCCUGGCUGGGUGAGAAGAUUCAGAAAGGUACAUUGGUUUGAGUCGGAUCGUGCCAAAUUGCAAUCAUCAGUUUGCGCAACUCUCUGAGCUCAGCUUGAACUGCUUCCGAAUGGGCAACGUAAACCCCAAUCCGGAAGGGAAUCGGAUCGAUCAAUUCAGAACAGGUAGAACGGUUGAUGUGUAGCAAGCAAGGAACCGAUAGCUUGGGCGCCAAGUAUUGAUACAGCAAGGCCUAUGCGUUCUUUGUUGGGCCAGUGAAAGUUAAUGAAACAAGCUAGGCCCAAUAAUUGAACUAUUUCGGCCUACCUUAAGCGCCACAGCCCACGGUCACUGGGGUGAAAGGGGCAAUCCGAAUAUAUUGGGCGGGAAAACUCUGUCAAUUGUGUCAACGUGCAUAGUUAGGUCAAAGAAGGACACAAUUGUAAAUGACACCAAAUUGUAAUUAACCAUCCAUUUCUUAAGCAGCCCAAUUCCUCAACCAUCAAAUCCUAAUAUCAAGUAAACCAUUGUUGUCAUAAGCGACGAUAUCGCGAUGUAAUCUUUAGCGAUAUUGACUCAACAGACAACAAUAGCAUAACUAACCAUCAAACCCUAAUAUCAAGUAAACCAUUUUUGGUUUCGAAACCAAAAAUACAUUCGCCAAAUCAUUCAUCCAAGUUUUAAUCAAAUAUCAGAUCGUUAGGUGGCUGAGACCAUUGGCUUGAAUUACCUCUGAAUGUUCGUCCUUAGCCUGAUUACCUGCCCGGUUCAGAACAGCAACGGAUCCAGGAUUUAGUAGAGCACUAGGCCGCAUUUGAAUAAAAAAUUUGAUAUUAU
Messenger RNA from Linum trigynum, 5360 nucleotides. NCBI's taxonomy places the organism in Eukaryota, Viridiplantae, Streptophyta, Magnoliopsida, Malpighiales, Linaceae. The record is from the annotation of a GenBank genome assembly.